Molecule: messenger RNA, 1781 nt
Organism: Aethalodelphis obliquidens (Pacific white-sided dolphin)
Lineage: Eukaryota; Metazoa; Chordata; Mammalia; Artiodactyla; Delphinidae
Gene: SIL1
Product: SIL1 nucleotide exchange factor
Exons: 11
Coding region: 220-1611 (463 amino acids)
Cellular component (GO): endoplasmic reticulum
Molecular function (GO): adenyl-nucleotide exchange factor activity
Source: RefSeq, a predicted model, not a curated record
AGUGAAGCGGCCGUACGCUGUCCGGAAGACGACAGUUGGGCGAGGAGGCGAGUGACAUAACAGCCGCGCGCUCACGGCUUCUGACGGUGGCCGCUGCGUCUGCGUACAGGGAGCUGGUUGCCGCUGCGGCCGCCUGGAAUUGUGGGGGUUGUGUCUGCCCCUCGGCUGCCGGGCGGGAAGCCGAAGCCAAGGAUGCAAGAAUAAAAAAGGCCCCUAACUAUGCCUCACCAGGGCCUGCUCCUAUUUAGGAUGGCUCCUCUGGGCAUGCUGCUGGGCAUGCUGAUGACCUCCUGCUUCACCUUCUGCCUCAGUCAUAAGAACUCGGAGUUUGCACUGACCAACCCAGAGGAGAGCAGCACCAAAGAAACAGAGAGAAAGGAAACAGCAGAGGAGGAGCUGGAUCCCAAGGUCCUGGAGGUGUUUCACCCGACACAUGAGUGGCAGGCACUUCGGCCAGGUCAUGCUGUUCCUGCAGGAUCCCAUGUGCGGCUGAAUCUCCAGACUGGGGCAAGAGAAGUGAAACUCCAAGAUGAGGACAAGCUUCGAAAUAAUUUGAAAGGGUUGAAAAAAGGCAAAAGGCUGGACAUCAACACCAAUACCUAUACAUCUCAGGACCUCAAGAGCGCACUGGCAAAAUUCAAGGAGGGGGCAGAUAUGGAGAGUUCAAAGGAAGACAAGGCAAGGCAGGCCAAAGUUAAACGGCUGUUCCGUCCCAUUGAGGAGCUGAAGAAGGACUUUGAGGAGCUGAAUGUUGUCAUUGAGACUGACAUGCAGAUUAUGGUACGACUGAUCAACAAGUUCAAUAGUUCCAACUCCAGCCUGGAAGAGAAGAUUGCGGCACUCUUUGAUCUUGAAUAUUAUGUCCAUCAGAUGGAUAAUGCACAGGACCUGCUUUCCUUCGGUGGCCUUCAAGUGGUGAUCAACGGGCUGAACAGCACAGAACCCCUGCUGAAGGAGUAUGCUGCGUUUGUGCUGGGGGCUGCCUUUUCCAGCAACCCAAAGGUCCAGGUGGAGGCCAUUGAGGGAGGAGCCUUGCAGAAGUUGCUGGUCGUUCUGGCCACGGAGCAGUCUCUCACUGCAAAGAAGAAGGUUCUGUUUGCCCUGUGCUCCUUACUGCGACACUUCCCCUAUGCCCAGCAGCAGUUCCUGAAGCUGGGGGGACUGCAGGUGCUGAGGAGUCUGGUCCAGGAGAAGGGCAUGGAGGUGCUGGCCGUGCGCGUGGUCACUCUGCUCUACGACCUGGUCACUGAGAAGAUGUUUGCUGAGGAGGAGGCCGAGCUGAUGCGGGAGACUUCCCCAGAGAAGCUGCAGCAGUACCGCCAGGUGCACCUCCUGCCAGGCCUUCAGGAACAGGGCUGGUGCGAGAUCACUGCCCACCUCCUGGCACUGCCAGAGCACGAUGCCCGCGAAAAGGUGCUACAAACACUGGGUGCCCUCCUGGCCACCUGUCGGGACCGCUACCGUCAGGACCCGCAGCUCAACAGGACGCUGGUCAUCCUCCAGGCUGAGUACCAGGCACUGGCUGCCCUGGAGCUCCAGGAUGGCGAGGAUGAGGGCUACUUCUGGGAACUCCUGGGCUCUAUCAACAGCUUGCUGAAGGAGCUAAGAUGAGGCUGCCCCUGCCACUGGGACUAGACCGGGAUGCUGCUAGUGAGGCUGAGGGGCACCGGCUGGGGUGGGCUCUUCAGGGGAUACCAGCUAGGAGGGAGGACUUCCCCACUGGGGCCUGGGCAUCAUCUGGGCAGUGCUGGCCUGGCCAUUAAAUGGAAGCAUGAAGGCCA